AUGGAUAAAUUUGAUUAUUAUCAUAAAAAAAAACAAAAAAAUAAUAACAUAAAACAAGUUGAAAAGAUUUCUCAAUGCAUUGAUUUUAUUGGAGAUAUUGGGUUAGGUACAUUUGUUGAUCCGGUAACUUUUGCAGUUGAGAAACAAUUCACAGAAUGUUAUAUUAGGAUUGACCAUAAUAUUUUUGAUAUUCAUACAAUGGAAUAUGUUUAUAGAUUCUUAAUUUCUUCUCUUCAUAGAAUCAUCAUUUCUCCAAAUGAUAAAAAUUCAUUUAUCCUCAUUAUCAAAGACCCAUUACACAUUCAUAUCCCAUCAUCGUCAUUUCAAGAAACUCAAAUUUUAGAUUUUACACCAACAAAGUUAAUAAACAGAUGUCACUCUAUUUAUUUCUCAUUACCAGAAUAUAGUGAUAAAGUUAUUCAAAUUCUUCAAAAUAAUAAACAAGGAAUAACUCAUUUUGAACGCUUAACAAUUAAUAUUCCUUACAUUGUUGACUCUAGUAUUGACCUUCAACCAAAAAUUAUUAUUGAAUACCCAAGCCAACAAGAAACAGCAGUACUUUUUCAAUUAGAAGGAUUAUAUCUUCAAGGGAUUAUCAUUCCAUCACAGAUUACAAAGGAGAUUAUUAAAUCUCUUUGUCAAUUUACAAAAGAUGUUUUAUUAUUCUUUAAAAAACAAGCAACAAUGAAAGCACAAAGUAUGGAUUAUUUAAGGGUGUUUUCACUUGAACAAGUUAUUGAAAAAUGUCAAAUUGAUUAUAAUGGAACAACAAAGAAAUGGAAAGAUGAAGAACUAGUACUAAAAAUGGAAGUUAAUUCUUCUCUUAUUCGACUUGGUUAUGGAUAUAAUGAAAGUAAUGCAAUCCUUGAAGAUUUUUCACCAGAAUUUAGAGUUAAAAUGCUUAGAAUGAAAUUUUUAAAUAAUGAAAAAAGAAUGCAAGUUAUGGAACGAUUAGAGACAGAUUUAAUGUGUUUUUAUAUGAUCAAAGGGUAUAAAUCCUUCUUCCAAAAAAGGUAUUUUCAAUUUCUUCUUUCAAACCCAUCUCAAAGUAGGUCUGGUGCGUGUUGGUUUAUUGACAAUCAAGACGGCAAAACAACUAUGGCUGCAUAUCAAAGUCUUGGUAUUGAUCUAAAAAGCCCAAAAAUUAAGAAUGCAGGUAUUUUAUUAAUGAGAACAGGGUUAUUUGGAUCAGAUUCUAUUGCAACAGUAGGUAUUUAUCCACAACAGAUCAAAGUUAUUGACGAUAUAACAAAUGAGAGUGGAUAUACAUUUUCAGAUGGUGUAGGUAGAAUUGGGUAUCCAUUAGCAAAAAAAGUUUUAAAUGAGUAUAAACGAAAUAGUAAUCUUUUUAUUAAAUCUGAUGAGCCAUAUGCAUUUCAAAUUCGUUUUGCUGGGGUAAAAGGAGUAUUAACUGUUGAUAGACUUGAUAUGACAGAGACUAUUUAUUUUAGACCAUCUCAAAUUAAAAUUGAAGCUCUUCCUAAAACUAUUCAAAAAUUAAGAGUUAUUCAAAUUCCACAAUUUCGGUCUGGUAGAAUGAAUGAACAAUUAGCACUUGGUUUAGAAUAUCUUCAAAUUCCUCCAAGUAAUUUUAUUUCUUCAGCAAAACAAUAUUUAAAAAAAUAUUUUAGUGUAACACCAAAUAGAGAAAUUAUUUCAUUAUUUCAAAGAUUUACAAAUAAUCCUGUUAUUGAAGUUGCUUUAAAAAUGAUAAUGGCAAGUAAUGGUAAUCAAAAAAUAUAUGAAGAACCUUUUAUUAGAGCAACUUCAUUAGUUUUAAGAAUGUCUUUACUUAGUGAAAAAACAGAUUUUAUUAAAUUUGAUAUAGAUAACAGUGCUUUUCUAAUGGGAGUAAUGGAUGAAUCUGGGUUAUUAGAAGAAGGAGAAGUAUUUAUUCAAGUGACCUCACCAACCAUAACAAUUCCAUCAUCAAGACUAUUAGUAGUUAAAUUCCCAGCAACACACCCAGGAGAUUUUGUUUUAUUAAACAAUGUUGUAGAUAAAAUAAAUUUAGAAAAAAAGAAAGGAUAUGAAAGAUUAACUUAUUUAAGAGAUGUGAUUGUAUUCUCAUCAAAAGGAAAUCGUCCAGAUCCAAAUAAAUUAUCAGGUGGAGAUUUAGAUGGUGAUGAAUAUCUUAUAAUUUGGAAUCCUUUAUUUUUACCAAAACCAGAAAUAAAUUCUCAUCCACCUGCAAUAUAUGAUUCAGAAAAAGUACAUCUUGAAAAAUUUUUAGAAUUUACUGAUAUGAAAAGAGCCUUUUUAUCACAACUAUAUUCUAAAUUUGUUUUAUCAAGGAUUUCUGUUUCUCAUAAAGAGUCUUGUAUGAAUAUUGGAAUGUGUGCUGAAGUUACUAAAUCUCUUUCACAACUCAUUUCUAUAACUGUUGAUGCUCCAAAAACAGGAGCUGAAGUUGAUGGAGGUGAAAUAAAUGAAUUAGUAGAACAAGUAUCAAAAAUAAAUAGUUCAAAUAAAUCAAUAUUAUUAGUAUUAAAAUCAUUUUUCAAUGAACAAAUUCCAAUUAUUAUGGAUACUUUUUAUACUGAACUAAUUGAAUUAGUAAAUACUAUUCAUUAUAAUAGUGAAUUUGUAUCAAAUUCUAUUCUUUCUGAUGUUAUUCCAUUUGCUCGAAAAACGAGAAAUGAAUUUAAUAAUGAAAUUAAUUGGUUUUUAAAGAAAUCAGUACCACAACGAAUUCUUAGAGGUUCUGAACCAUUACAAUUAAUUAUUGGAGGAAUUUUUAAAAAAGGAAAUGUUGAUCGUUUAGAAUGGGAAAAAGAAGAAAAAGAAAUUAAUCAAACAUUACUUGUAAUUUAUUCUAAUUACAGAAAAAAAGUAGAACAAGAAGCUGGAAGAAGAAAGAUUCCAUUAAGAAGACUCUGUGAUGCAUGUUAUCAAGUUACUUAUGAUAAAAAGUAUUAUACUAAUAAUGAACUUUUAGACUGUGGAAAAAAUAAAGUAGUUUGUUUAUUAUUUCCAUGGAUUAUACGCCCUCAACAAAAUAUUAUGUUUAUUCAUUCAACAAUGAUUAAAUCACUACCAAAUAUUCAAUUGUCAAAAAUAAAAUUAAAACAAAUUAAAUAA
This is a messenger RNA of Entamoeba dispar SAW760, 3081 nucleotides long. Its product is annotated as RNA-dependent RNA polymerase, putative. Gene Ontology annotation, cellular component: nuclear RNA-directed RNA polymerase complex. The transcript is spliced from 2 exons. NCBI's taxonomy places the organism in Eukaryota, Evosea, Mastigamoebida, Endamoebidae. Gene Ontology annotation, biological process: siRNA processing. The coding region runs from base 1 to 3081 and encodes 1026 amino acids. Gene Ontology annotation, molecular function: RNA-directed RNA polymerase activity. The record is from RefSeq and is a predicted model, not a curated record.